Messenger RNA from Theobroma umbraticum, 1168 nucleotides. RefSeq names its product flavonoid 3',5'-methyltransferase-like. Gene Ontology annotation, molecular function: O-methyltransferase activity; S-adenosylmethionine-dependent methyltransferase activity. The record is from RefSeq and is a predicted model, not a curated record. NCBI's taxonomy places the organism in Eukaryota, Viridiplantae, Streptophyta, Magnoliopsida, Malvales, Malvaceae.
CACCAAAAAAGCUGUAGGAAGACUUGACGUGCUUGAAGUUUCUAAAAUGCAAUCCAUCACAUGAGAAUAUAUAGACCAAUAUAAUAAUGGUUGGGUAGCACCUGAUUUGCUUAUAAAAGGAUAAGAGUGAAGAGGGAGAAUAUCUAACCAAGUGUGGGAAGAGCACACACAAGGCUGGCAAGUAGAUCUCAAGCAAGUACAUAAAUACAAGACUCAGUGAAGCUGAAGCCACAUUGCAAAAGCUUUAAACCAUGGCAGAUUGGAGCAAGAAGACCAUCCUUCGAAGCGAUGCCCUUCUGCAGUACAUCUACCAAACAAGUGCUUAUCCCAAAGAGCACGAGCAACUGAAGGAUUUAAGAGAGGCCAGUGUCGAAAAGUAUAAAGAUUUGAGCGUUAUGAAUGUACCUGUUGAUGAAGCACAGUUCCUCUCUAUGCUUCUAAAGAUAAUGAAUGCCAAGAAGACCCUGGAAAUUGGAGUUUUUACAGGGUAUUCCCUGCUUGCUACUGCCCUUGCGUUGCCCGAGGAUGGCAAGGUAAUAGCUAUCGAUCCCGACAAAGAAGCUUACGAGACUGGAUUACCAUUUAUUAAGAAAGCUGGCAUUCAGCAUAAGAUUAAAUUCAUCUCAUCCGAUGCCUUUUUAGUUUUAAAUGAUCUUAUUAAAAAUGGUGAAGAAGGGACCUUCGAUUUCAUAUUCGUGGACGCCUACAAGAGCGACUAUCUUAAAUUUCAUGAGCUGACAUUGAAAUUGGUCAAGGUUGGAGGAACCAUAGCCUACGAUAACACUUUAUGGUAUGGUUCGGUUGCAGAAUCCGAGAAAGAGGUCACCGACGACCUUAUUAAGAUGUUUAGAAAUUUUGUUAUUGAAUUCAAUAGCUUCAUUGCCGCUGAUCCUCGAGUUGAGUCAUCACUCCUUUCCAUUGGUGAUGGCCUCACCCUCUGUAGGCGUCUCUACUAGAUAAAACCUUACUACUAGUGUGUUUAAUUUGAAACGUAAACGAACUUACAUCUCCAUGUUUUAAUCAGUUUGAAUGAUCUUUGACUUAUUCAUGUUGGGAUGAGCCGUACAGCCAAUUGCAAUUGGAAGGCUUGAUUCCAAUCAUGCAACAACAUUAUUUAUGUUGAAUGAUUAAAGGUUUUUUUUCAUCAAUAAGACAUCAAUUAUAACAA